AUGACAGUCAGGAAUUUUAGCUGUUCUAAUAGCUACAAAUAUAUUAUUUCAGGAAAAUGUUUGGCUAAAUCUGGAAAGGUUCAUCAAGCACAUGAGGCAAUUUUGCGUAGCAUUGCUGUUUUAUUUAACAGUAACAUAUCCAGCCACAGCUCAAUUUCUCUUGGUCCGUUGCUGGAUUUUAUUGGGAAGGAAAUCAAAGGAGAUGUACUUGGUGUUGAUCGGGCAAGAAUACUAUACAACUUGUGCAAGUUGAGUCUUCAAACUUACCACUCCAGGGCGAGCAGGUCUAUUUGCUGUGAUCUAUCUCAUAUUCCAUCUCAAAAGCUGGUUUCAUGGUUAACGUUGGCCUUUGUACUCAGCAGAGAGGUUCCAAUACUUUACCAAAAGAUUUCAAGAUUACUUGCUGCUUUAUACCUGCUUUCUUCUUCAAGUGCUGAGUUCUCAUUUCCAUGUGACGGUGAAUUGUCUGUAAGUCAUUGGGUUACAUAUUAUCAUCAAGUCUCUCUUGGUGCUCAUAUGAACUACCAGUUCUUAUCAAGUUAUAGCAGAAGAUACAAAUCAGGACGCAACUCAGACAAAGAGGCUUCUAGAUUGAGAUGCAUGGCUUCUGCGGAAUUUGACUUCCUCAGGCUUGCUCCAGAAAGCACUGAAGAUCUUGUAAAGUUUGCAAAGAACUUUUUCAAUAGUCUGUCAGAAUCAACUGUCAUUUGCAUUAGCGUGCUUGGAGGCACACUGAGUAAAUUGCUGCAGAAGAUAAUGAAAAGCCCCCCUGUUUGUGCGUGGCUGCUCUUGUCACGUCUAAGCUCAAAGAGUCAGCCUGUAGCCGUACUUCUGCCUGUAGAUUCAGUACUUGAAGAAGGCUCAGACGAUGAUGAUUCAAAUCCGAGCAAUAUUGAAGUGAAUGGGAUCAAGGAGAUGGAUAAACGAUGGGUUUGUCCAUGGGGUGAUGUAAACUUAAGGAGGAAGAAGAGAGAGCAACUCAAUCUUCGUCUUGCUAAAUUCCUAAGAAAACUUGAAGAUUUAUGGUUGGGUCCCUGGAGGCAUCUGCUUUUGGGAGAAUCGUCAAACAGUAAAUUGCAUGAGUCCACGCAAAAGAAGCUGGUUAAGGAGCUAAGGUCCAAAUGUAAUAUGGAAGUAAAUGAGACACUUCUAAAGGUUUUUCUUGGAAAUGGAACAAAUGGGUUUGAAGGAGACGCAUGGAUAUCUCAGCUUUGUCUAAAGAAUGGUUGCUACAUAGGGCGAAGGGACCAUAUUGAUGAAGGUGAUGGAUGUGCAUUCCCUACCAGUGCAUCUUAUGGUCCUCAAACUGUUCUGAUGGGAUGCAGCAGCGGUUUGCCAUAUAGAAGAUCAGGCAGAUACGUACCAAACAGUGUUCCCACGUCUCUCCUGCUAGCCGGUUCUCCAGUCAUUGUUGCAAACUUGUGGGACGUAACAAGUGAUAUUAACUGUUUUGGGAAGGCAAUGCUGGAAGGCUGGUUCAGAGAGAGGAGUGAUGAUUGUACAUCAUCAGAGAGAGUUGGGUCGUUCAUGGCUGAUGCACGCGAUGCUUGCACUAUGCAGUUCUUGACAGGGGCUGCGCCUACGAAAGAUGUUCCAAGUUAUGAGAAUGAAACAUGA
Arabis nemorensis is the source of this 1617-nucleotide messenger RNA. The record is from the annotation of a GenBank genome assembly. Lineage: Eukaryota; Viridiplantae; Streptophyta; Magnoliopsida; Brassicales; Brassicaceae.